UUUCUCUUUUUACUCAUCUAAGCCCACAUGUCCGAGGAAAAAAGCAAAAAACCUGCUAACACUGCUUUCAAACAACAACGUCUUAAGGCUUGGCAACCUUUAUUAACACCAAAGACUGUAUUACCAACGCUUUUUGUAGCCGGUAUUUUUUUCUCUCCUUUGGGCGGUGUCUUCCUAUCCCAAAGCGACUCUGUUAAUGAGAUUAUUAUUGAUUAUACCGAAUGUAAAAACAAUAAUGGUAGCUUGCAAGUAUUAGAUGAUAGUUUAUAUUCAUAUAAAUUCACUAAAGAAGGAGAUGCCGCGCCUCGUAUCCCUUCUUAUAGAUUCACAAAAAAUCCUAUUGACGGUGAGCCCGGAAAUUGUACUAUCCGAUUCAACACCCCCAUCGACAUCAACGCACCCGUCUUUCUUUAUUACAGACUCACCAACUUUUAUCAAAACCAUCGUAAAUAUGUUAAAAGUCUUAGUUACAAUCAACUCCAUGGUGAUGUGAUCACUGCUCAGGAAGCAGCCAGUUCCUGUACGCCUGUCAGCACAAACACAGAUGGAAAAAUUUAUUAUCCUUGUGGUCUUAUUGCCAAUUCCAUGUUUAACGAUACCUUUCAUGUCUCUUUCGUAAACCCACCAGGCGGUCAAAGUAACACGACUCUAAAUUUUGAUGAGACAGGUAUUGCAUGGCCAGCAGACAAAGAUAGACUCGCUACCACGCAGAUGAAUCCUAAUGACAUUGUGCCACCACCUAAUUGGGCUAAGAAGUAUCCUAAUGGAUAUACAGAAAACAACAUUUUCAAACCUCAAUUGGAUGAGCACUUUCAAGUCUGGAUGAGAACAAGUUGGUACCCGACAUUUAGAAAAUUGUAUGCCGCCCAAAGAGAUUUCAAACUGGAUACUGGAAUUUAUGAAGUCACCGUGGUUCUUAAUUAUGAUAUUACUGCUUAUGGUGGCACCAAAUCCAUAGUUAUUUCCGGCACAUCUUUCUUGGGCGAUAGAAAUCCUUUCAUGGGUUUAGCUUGGAUUGUGAUGGGUUGUGUCUGUACGCUUUUAGGCGUCGUCUUUUUGGGCUGGCACUUUUUCAAGCCAAGAAAACUUGGUGAUCAUGAUCGUCUUUCUUGGCAACAAUCGUCUGGUCCAGGCCAAUAAAUUAUGCAUAAUAAACUAUUUACUUUUUAUAUUUAUAAAA
Molecule: messenger RNA, 1180 nt
Organism: Mucor mucedo
Lineage: Eukaryota; Fungi; Mucoromycota; Mucoromycetes; Mucorales; Mucoraceae
Product: CDC50/LEM3 family
Exons: 6
Coding region: 28-1140 (370 amino acids)
Cellular component (GO): endoplasmic reticulum; Golgi apparatus; plasma membrane
Source: RefSeq, a predicted model, not a curated record